Messenger RNA from Cavenderia fasciculata, 1149 nucleotides. RefSeq lists its product as uncharacterized. The transcript has 3 exons. The record is from RefSeq and is a predicted model, not a curated record. Lineage: Eukaryota; Evosea; Eumycetozoa; Acytosteliales; Cavenderiaceae. Bases 1 to 1149 code for a protein of 382 amino acids. Gene Ontology annotation, molecular function: carboxylic ester hydrolase activity.
AUGAUAAAGAUUAUAACCACGAUUUUAGUAGUACUAGUAUGCUGUCUAAUCACUAGCAAUGGAGGAGGUAUUGUUUUGGCACGUAAACCAACACAAACCCCUUCACCAACACCUACACCUCCACCAUCACAGGUGAUCCUACCAAGCAAUGCAAACCUAUUCUAUCAAGGUAGAGUCGAUCAAUCAAACUCAUCGGUCUACUCGUUUGAUUGGUCUGGUGUCGCCAUUGGUUUUGCCUUUAAAGGUACCACCAAUGUCAGAGCUUUAUUUUCAACUAGCCUAACAACAGAGGAUAAUAUGUUUAAUGUAUUUAUAAAUUAUGGAUUAUAUUCAACUCUAAAUAUUUCAUCAACAUCAAAUGAAGCUUACAAUUUGAUUAGUGGUGGAACACUUGAUCCUCAACAAACCUAUAUUUUAAUACUGACCAAGAGAACCGAGGCAGCCAUUGGUAUUAUCAACUUUUAUGGAUUGGUAGUUGACCAAUCUGCCAUUCUCUUUCCAAUCAACCCAUUUAAUGAUAAUCCAAACAAAAGAAUUGAAUUUAUUGGUGAUAGUAUAACAUGUGGAUAUGGAAUUGAUGGUACACCACCAUGUUCAUUUACAGCAGAGACUGAAAAUAAUUAUCAAACCUAUGCAGGUGUAGUAUCUAGAAUAUUGGGAGCUGACCUUCAUGUGGAAUCAUGGUCGGGAAAGGGAGUAGUUAGAAACUAUGAUGCCAAUGGAACAACCAGUGUUGAUCCAUUCCCAACCUACUAUGGUAGAACCAUUGCCAAUAAUCCAAAUUCAACAUGGACUUUCCAAGAUUGGGUACCACAGGCCGUCGUUAUCAACUUGGGAACCAACGACUUUUCAUCUCAACCCUAUCCACCUCAGACAGUGUUUGAACAAGGAUACACUAAUUUUAUAGACUCGAUUCGUACAAAAUACAACAAUGGUACCGUCUUUUUCUUGGCUUGUGGUCCAAUGAUCUCGGAUCCAUGUUGUCAAUACGUUCAAAAUGUGGCCACUGCCACAAAAUCAAUUUACAUUGAUCUGCAAGAUAUACUCGAUAGUUCGGAUCUUGGUUGUAAUGGUCAUCCAAAUGUUAAUGGUCAUCUUAAAAUGGCUAUGAAUUCUUUACCAAUCAUUCAAAAGAAUUUAGGUUGGUAA